Molecule: messenger RNA, 894 nt
Organism: Vicia villosa (hairy vetch)
Lineage: Eukaryota; Viridiplantae; Streptophyta; Magnoliopsida; Fabales; Fabaceae
Product: phosphatidyl-N-methylethanolamine N-methyltransferase-like
Exons: 2
Coding region: 112-603 (163 amino acids)
Biological process (GO): phosphatidylcholine biosynthetic process
Molecular function (GO): S-adenosylmethionine-dependent methyltransferase activity
Source: RefSeq, a predicted model, not a curated record
CCCUUGUUUUCACGAGGGAUCAAAAUCAAUAAUUGAAGCUACAAUCAACAAAAACAGUACCUUUAAUCUUGUUGUAAAGAAAAAAGCAAAGAUUUUUUCCACUACAGUGUGAUGGGUAUUGUUGUGGCCAUUGCAGUGUUAUCACCAUUUCCAUUCUACUAUUAUCUCUGGAAUUGGCCUCAAUCAUGGGUAGACCUAUGCGGUAAAGGAAGAGACCCUUCAAAGAUCAUGGCUUACGUUUCUCAUCUCUUGAAGCUGAUUCAGUUCAUUGCUCUUUUCUCUGUCUCUUCUUUUCAUUGGCCUGCUUUUUACUUCUGGCCCCUUUUUGCAUUUGGACAGUUUCUUAACUUCAGGGUUUAUCAGCUGCUUGGUGAAGCCGGGACAUACUAUGGCGUACGCUUUGGAAAAACGAUUCCGUGGGUAACCGAAUUCCCUUUCGGGGUCAUCAGUGAUCCUCAAUAUGUUGGCAGCAUAUUGAGUCUUGUUGCAUGUCUUUCAUGGGUUCCUUAUCAGUACAUUCUCCUUUGGGUUUUAGGAUACGUGUUUAUGAUUCGCGUUGAAUCGAAGGAAGAUCAAUCUACUCGUGCGAAGCCACUCAAUUGAUUUAAGUUUGGUAGUUAGAUAUAUAGCUUAGAGGAUUCAGUAGCAUCUAAAUUUGAGAAGGUGUUGUUAAAUAAUGGAACCCUAUCGAUUUCUAUCUAUCUAGCUGCUUGUUCUACAAAAUUCAUUGAUGGUGGAUUUGAAUUUGGUGUUCUUAUGUUUUGUUUGUGUCAUAUGUGAAUGUCUGAAUUAUAAUAAGAGCACCACCAAACCCUUAGUUGCAGGGUGUCAUUUCAGUUUCUUGGUCUAGUCUCUAGUAAAUUGAUAAAGGAAGACAUUCAUUCUAUAGUCUCA